UUUAAUUUAAAAUUUUAAUAGACCAGCUUUAAAUAUAUAUUUUUUUGGCCUAAAAAAAUAUGGCAAAAGAUUCAUCAUUGUGGUUCCAAUAAGUUAUGAAAGCAGCAGAUAACAUCUGUUCAGCAGAAAAGAGAAAACAAGAAAUUUGCCAAAGUCCUGAAGAAAUUAGACAUUUAUUAAAUAAAAAUAUUGCAGGUUUGAGCAAAAGUAUCACUGUAUCAACAAAAGAGAAAUCUACUCAGCAACCAUAUUAUUUUUCAAGAGGCUCUCCUAAAUUACCAAGUGUAGCUUCUCAAGAUUCUAAUAACCCUGAUAGGGAACCUUAUUCAAGGCUUCCAUUACACCAAAUCCCAAAUAAAAUCAAUCAAGAAGUCUUACUGAAUUGGCAAGACUCACACACAGUUUCUAAAACCGAGUUUAAUUUGAUAUCAGACAAUAUCACGCCCAACUUGGGUAUAAACCAGUUAAGCAAUCCAGUUUCAUCAACGGGAAAAGAUAUGGCAGAAGGGACACCAAAAGCAGCACCAGAACAGUUAAGAGUUUCAGAAUCACGGAUUUUAUAUACACUUAAUAUGAUUCGUGAACCUGUUGUGGAGUACCAAGAAGCUAGAGGAAUACCGCGAACAGAGGACAUAACUUUUGUUACUCUUGUGACAUCUUUGUGUUCCCAGUCAUACACAGCUGCCAUAACAAUUCUAGUAAUGUUGUGGAAUUUGAUGCCUCUGGUUGAUGGUUUUGUUUACUUCAUAAGGUUUUUGCUGGACAAGUUGAUCGAUAUUUUGCAAACUCAAGAUACAAAGGAUAGAGCCAUUAAGACUGCAAUUUUCGUAGGUGAAUUGACAGUGAUUAUGUUUUUGAUUUUUAUGAUUGUGGGCCUCAUUUUUAUGCCGGUCUAUGUGUUGAUGGUAAGACUAUUUAGUAAAGUCUUUUCCAUGGUGGUAUGGUAGAAAAAAAAAUACAUAAAUAUAUCUUGAA
Cylas formicarius (sweet potato weevil) is the source of this 975-nucleotide messenger RNA. RefSeq lists its product as uncharacterized. Bases 96 to 947 code for a protein of 283 amino acids. NCBI's taxonomy places the organism in Eukaryota, Metazoa, Arthropoda, Insecta, Coleoptera, Brentidae. The record is from RefSeq and is a predicted model, not a curated record. The transcript is spliced from 5 exons.